CCAUUCGUGUCUGCCAGCACAGCCGGUGCUUGAAAGCUAGACAAUCAUAUGGAUGCGGCGAGAUAAUGUAUAGAUAACUUCUGGCACUUGAACUCACAAACCGAGCGACCGUGCCGGAAAAUGGACUCGCUGCCAUACGUUGAUACGCUUUUCAAGGAGUACCUGCUGUUUCGGGGCUUCACGAACACGCUUCAGGCCUUCAGCGCUGAGCUGGCUGCGGACCGCUGCUUCGGCUUCCAGGCCGAGGCGGUGUGUGAGCUGGUGUUUGGCACGCUGCUGCCGCAGUGCCGCACCGGGCAGCUGUGGGAGCUGCUGCAGCUGCUGGCAGACAGGCUGUACAGCCGGCUGGACGCGCGGUUCGAGGGCUGUGUGGAGCGGCUGGAGGGGGCGCUGGUGAAGGCGGCACUGGUGGGCUGCGUGCGGGCGGGCCGGCAGGACAAGGUGGCGGAGUUCUUCCGGCAGCACGGCGACUCGCUGCUCAGCGGGCCCGAGGCCGGCGUGUGGCGGCAGUGGGCGGCGCUGGCGUUUGUGCCCACGCCGCGCAAGGACCCCGCCUUCCAGGCCUACUUCUCUGACGACUGGCUGCGGCUGCUGGAGUCCUCCUUCCGCAACUUCCUGUCGCAGGCGCUGGCCGCGCUGCCGCUGCCCGCCGUGCUGCGCUUCAACGCCGACCGGCGGCAGCGCCUGGCGCUGGCGCAGCAGGUGGACUCCCUGCAGAAGCAGCUGGAGGCGCAGCAGCAGCAGCUGGCGGCGGCGGAGGACAGGGCAAGGGCGGCGGAGGCCAGGGCGGCGGAGGCGGAGGCAGCAGCAGGCUCGGCGGCACAUGCGUGUCAGGCGCAGCAGGAGUUGUCCACGCACCAGCAGCAGCAGCAGGAGCCGACUGCAGCGCUGGACACAUUGGCGGAUUCCGCCGCCACCACCGCCGCCGCCGCCGCCGCCGCCGCCCCCGGUGGUGGUGGUGGUGGCGGGGCCAGCGGUGGAGGGGCCCACGGCGGCGGCAGUAGCAGCGGCAGCACGGCGACCGCAGCCCCGCGAGCGGCGGCAGUAGCAGCAGUGCCUCCGCCCGCGCCCUUCAGCAGUCCGGGGUCUGACACCGCAGCAGCAGGAGCAGCAGGGCGGAAGGGAGGAGAGGGGGCAGGGGCAGGGGCCGGCGCGGCCGCUCACGGCGCCAGCAGCAGCAGCAGCGCCAGCAGCAGCAGCAGCACCAGCAGCAGCGCCGGAGCUGUGGCCGCUGCCACGGCGGACGCCAAACCGGCGGCGGUGGCAAGCGGCGCCGAAGACGCGGCUGCUGACGGCGGCAAAGGCGGGGGCGAUGGCGGCGCCAAUGGCCGCACGGGCGCAGACACGGGCGUGUCCGGGGCCGGGGCUGGUUCCGGGUCUGGUGGCGUGUCGCGGUCGGGCAGCGGCGGCAGCGGCGGCAGCGCCGGGAGCAGCGGGGGCGGCGGGAGUGGCGGCAGCGGGGGCGGCGGGGCCGGGAGCGGCGGGGCCGGGGGCCCGGGGGGCCACCACCACGGCCGCACGCUGAGUCUUGAGGCCUGGCAUCACAUCCAUGCCGACGAGCUGAUGCAGCCUCCCUCACCGCCCCGCGGCGGCCCUGCUGCCGCCAGCGCCGGCACAGCCUUCGACGGCUUCACCGGGCGGGGAGGCGGCGCCGGAGCAGCAGCGGGAGGCGGCUCAGGCAGCGAGGGCGAGGGCGCAGCGGCCGGCGGGACAGCGCUGGCGGCAGCGGCCGGCGCAGCCGCAGCCGCAGCCGCAGCCGCAGCCGCAGCCGCCGGGGCACGCGCGCCCUCAAGAGGGGGCGCCUGCGGCGGCGCGGGCGUGGCCCCGGCCCUGCCGGCGGUGGCGGAAGAGGGGCAGCGGCCCGGCAAGGGGUCUGCGGCUGCGGGUGUAGCGGGUGCGGGUGCGGGUGGGCGUGAUGGCCGGCGGGAGGAGGUGCAGGCGGACGAUGAUGAGGAGGAGGAGGAGGAGGACUUGGACCCGGCGGAGAUGCUGGUGGGGGGCCCCGCAGCCGACUCGGACGGCGGAGACAACGGGUCCGGGUCCGAGGAGGGGGAGCGCGGUGAGCAGGAGCAGGAGGAGGAGGGUGGGGAGGGCGAGGCGGCAGAGCUAGCCGGCGGUGGCAGGCCGCCGCUGCUUGGAUCCUCGGUCCACAGCGGCUCACACGGAUCCGGAUCUGGAUCUGGAUCUGGAUCCGGGCUGGCGGCUGCUACCAAUGGCGGCGGCGGCCGCUCUGGCUCCGGCACCGGAUCCCGAAGCCGUUCGCGCCCGCUGGAGCCGCCCUCAGCCUCCUCCUCCACCGUCGCCGCCGGCGGCGGCCCCGCCUCCUCCUCCUCCUCCUCUUCCGCGUCUCAGUCCGGACCCCGGGCCGGCCCCGCCUGGGCCGCGGUGGGCGCCGGCCGCUGGCACGGCACCUCCUGCCCCUUCGCCGCCGCGCCGGGUGUGCUGCACGGCCGCGGCGCCGCCGUGCUGGCCGCGCAGUUCAGCCCCGGCGGCGGCCUCAACGCCGCCACCGGCGCUGCCGACGGCUCCGUGGCCAUCUGGACCGCGGGUGGAGCAGCAGGAGGAGGUGGCGGCGGGGGAGGGGGCGGGGCAGGCGGCGGGCAGGUGGUGGCGGCGGCGGUGGCGCGGGAGGCGCGUCUGAGCUGCGGCGCGGCGGUGACGUGUGUGGCGUGGGACGCGCGCGCGGACAAGGUGAUGUUGGUGGGCACGGGCGGGCGCGGCAUACGUGCCUGGCACGCAGACACGCGCCGUGUCAGCGCCGAGCUCCCCCCCGACCCCGCCGCUCCCUGGGUCUGCGGCCUGGCCUGCAGCCGCAGGGACCCCGUGUUCGUGGUGGCGGCCGCCAGCGGCCCGCCCCUCACCCACCUGCUACAGCCGUCGCAGCGCGGCGGCGGGGCGCCCGGAGUGGCUGUAGCAGGAGGGGCGGGGUCCGGGGCGGUGGCUGUAGCAGGGGCGGCCGCGGUGCCGGCCGGCGGCGCUGCCGCCGGCCGGCUCGGCGGCGGCGCUACAGCCGCUGGUGCCGCUACUGCCGCUGCUGGUGCGGCCGCUGCUACAGCCGCUGGUGUGAGCGGGCGGCUGUCGCUGUGGAACAUGCGCGCCUUCAAACGCGUCAGCAGCUACAGCGUGCCGCAGGACUCCCCGGUGCUGAGCCUGGCCUUCAACGCCGCCGGCUCCUGGUUCGCCGCCGCCACCCGCUGCGGCGCCGUACACCUGUACGACGCCGGCAGCAGCGCCGCCGGCUCGCGGCCGCAGCCGCUGUCCUCGUUCCGGGCCAACGCGCCGCCGCCCGGCUCCGCCGCGCCCGCCGCCGCCGCGCCCGCCGCAGUGCAGGUGUACGACACCUCUGUGGAGACGGUGCUGGUGAGCUGCUGCGGCGGCACCGUGCGCCUGUGGAGCCUGCGCCGCCUAGCCGAGCCGCUGCUGUCCGUGCCGCUGCUGCCCUACCUGCCCUACGGCGGCGCGGCCGGCGGCGGCUGGUCGCCGGGCUGGGCGCCGGCGCUGGCGCUGAGCCCGCGCGGCGGCGCGGCGGCUGUGGUGCUGGGCGGCGGCGGGCCGGCGGUGUACGUGGUGGACCUGGCGCUGCAGGGUGGCGGCGGCUCCACGUCGGACGACGGCAGCGGCAGUAGCAACUGGCUGUCGGGCGUGUUUGGCUCGCCCACCGCCACCUCCUCCGGCCCCGGCUCCCUGGGUGCUACAGCCGCCGCAGCCGCCACGGCUGCAGCCGGCCGCGUGUCCAUCAUCCUGCCGUACACAGGCGUGUACGGACUGGCAGGCGGCGGCAGUAGCAGCGGCAUUGGCACGGCGGGCGGCGGCGGUGGCGGCAGUAGCAGCGGCCUGCUGGGUGAGGAGCUGUCGCUUGGGUCGGGGGCCUGGCAACCGUAUGACGACAUGGGGUACGGCAACAGCAGCUACGGCGGCGAUCUGGCGGGCGAGUACGGCAGAAGCGCCGCGGGUACGGCAGAUGUACCGCCGCAUGUGGCAGUGCCGUACGGCAGCAGCUGCUGCUGGCACCCGUCUCGGGACCUGGUGGUGGUGGGCUACAGCGACGGCUGCGUGCAGGCCGUGGGGCUGGGCCGGCAGCAGGCGGCGGCGGCGGACAGGGAGCGGGACCGGUAGCAGUGCAGGUGGCGGGGAGUGUGAUCAAGGCGGGGCGGGCGUGCCUGGGUGAAUUCGGAUGAAACGGAGAGACUGCGCAGGCGGGCGGCGGAAACCAGGUGGAGUGAGGGGCCAGGACAGGACAGGAUAGACCAGAACAGGUGCAGGACCUAAGUCCUAUGGCCUUCCGGGUCCGCAGCCCCGCGGGUCUGGGACCGCGAAGUGGUGUAACGGCCGGUCGAG
Molecule: messenger RNA, 4338 nt
Organism: Chlamydomonas reinhardtii
Lineage: Eukaryota; Viridiplantae; Chlorophyta; Chlorophyceae; Chlamydomonadales; Chlamydomonadaceae
Exons: 14
Coding region: 121-4116 (1331 amino acids)
Biological process (GO): early endosome to late endosome transport
Cellular component (GO): early endosome membrane; extrinsic component of endosome membrane; late endosome membrane
Molecular function (GO): protein binding; phosphatidylinositol 3-kinase regulator activity
Source: RefSeq, a predicted model, not a curated record